GGAACCGGCGGGGUGGGGGGGUGCUGGGCACGGGCCUGGCGGUGGUGAACCCGAACCUGCUGCUGUUGCCGCGGCGGGGUGGCGAGCGCGGCCGCCGGCGCCGGCUUUCGGGCCUCAUGGACGCGCGACGCGCCUCCGCGCUCCCCGCCGGAGAGGUAAGGCUGGCCUCUCUGCCACCGGAGGUCUGAGCUCUGCCAUGGGGGUAGGGGUGUCUUUACUGCUGCAGUUUUCGCUGACAUCCGGGGGCUACCCGAGUGUGGGCCGAAGCAGGCGCUCCAGCCGCAGAAGUAUCCCCGGGAACAUCCCCAGGAGGAGCUGGGCCAAGCCUCAUCUCCAGCUCCACAGCCUCCAGGCAGAGGAAGAACCGAUGCUGGAACGUCGCUGCCGGGGCCCGGUGGCCAUGGGCCCCGUCCAGCCCCGACUCCUUUCUGGGCCCUCCCAGGAGUCGCCCCAGACUCUGGAGAAGGAGCCCCAGGGGCUGAGGUCGCGAGGCACCGCCGCGGCCCAGUCGGGCAGCCAGGCCCUAGGUCGGGCCCAUCGCUGUGCCCACUGUCGGAGGCACUUCCCCGGCUGGGUGGCCCUCUGGCUUCAUGCCCGGCGCUGCCAGGCCCGCCUGCCCCGGCCCUGUCCCGAGUGCGGCCGCCGCUUCCGCCACGCCCCUUUCUUGGCACUGCACUGCCAGGUCCAUGCCGCUGCCACCCCAGACCUGGGCUUUGCCUGCCACCUCUGCGGGCAGAGCUUCCGAGGCUGGGUGGCCCUGGUUCUGCACCUGCGGGCCCACUCGGCGGCGAAACGGCCCAUCGCCUGUCCAGCCUGCGAGAGACGCUUCUGGCGGAGAAAGCAGCUGCGGGCCCAUUCGCGGCGCUGCCACCCCCCGGCCCCCGAGGCCCGGCCCUUCAUCUGCGGCAACUGUGGCCGCAGCUUCGCCCAGUGGGACCAGCUGGUGACUCACAAGCGGGUCCACGUGGCCGAGGCGCUGGAGGAGGCGGCGGCCAAGGCCCUGGGGCCGCGGCCCCGGGGGCGCCCGGCAGUGACCGCGCCCCGGCCGGGCGGGGACGCCAUCGACCGCCCGUUCCAGUGUGCCUGCUGUGGCAAGCGCUUCCGCCACAAGCCCAACCUGAUCGCCCACCGCCGCGUGCACACGGGCGAGCGCCCGCACCAGUGCCCCGAGUGCGGGAAGCGCUUCACCAAUAAGCCCUACCUGACCUCGCACCGGCGCAUCCACACGGGCGAGAAGCCGUACCCGUGCACCGAGUGCGGUCGCCGCUUCCGCCACAAGCCCAACCUGCUGUCGCACAGCAAGAUCCACAAGCGCUCCGAGGGCUCCGCGCAGGGCGGGCCCCAACCGCCCGCCGGCGCCCCGGAGCGCGCCCCGGAGCGCGCCCCGGAACCCCCUCCGGAGCCGGCCCCCGAGCCAGCUGAGGUCUCUGCUGGGCCCGGGCCGCCAGGCGCCAAGGCGGAGGCCCCGCCCUCCCUCCACACCUGCGCCGACUGUGGGCGGGGCUUCCGGCUGGAGCGCUUCCUGCGCGCGCACCAGCGGCAGCACGGCGGCGAGCGGCCCUUCGCGUGCGCCGAGUGCGGCAAGCACUUCGGCAAGAAGACGCACCUGGUAGCGCACUCCCGGGUGCACUCGGGCGAGCGGCCCUUCGCGUGCGAGGAGUGCGGGCGCCGCUUCUCCCAGGGGAGCCACCUGGCCGCCCACCGGCGCGACCACGCGCCCGAGCGGCCCUUCGUGUGCCCGGACUGCGGGAAGGCCUUCCGCCACAAGCCCUACCUGGCCGCGCACCGGCGCAUUCACACCGGCGAGAAGCCGUACGUCUGCCCUGAGUGUGGCAAGGCGUUCAGCCAGAAGUCCAACCUGGUGUCCCACCGGCGCAUCCACACGGGCGAGCGCCCCUACGCCUGCCCGGACUGCGACCGCAGCUUCAGCCAGAAGUCCAACCUCAUCACCCAUCGCAAGAGCCACAUCCGGGACGGCGCCUUCUGCUGCGCCAUCUGUGGCCAGACCUUUGAUGACGAGGGGAAGCUCCUGGCCCACCAGAAGAAGCACGAUGUCUGAGCGGGCCGGGGCGGCGGAGGCCGAGGGAGUGUGGGCCGGGCGUCGUUCACACUGUGCCCUCUGCUGCUGCUGUCGGCGAGGGGGGUGGCGAGGUGGGGUGAGCCGGCCCCGUUAGGGAGGGAGGUUCCCCGCUGUAAUCAGGGAGUCCACUUGCAGAGCAGGGACCCCGGCCUCCAGCUGGUGUUUGCUAAGGUUCGGUCCAGACUAUCCUGUGCCCUGGAAAAGUAGCAAUAGCAGCUCCACCCACCCCUUACAGCCCUCCGGCCGGAGGGGCCACCAGUGGACAGGAGGACCCCUCUCCUCUGGUGUUAACGCCUUAACGUCCCGUCUCUUAUUAUGAGUUCCUUUGGCUCGUUUUUUUUUUUUUUUUUUUUGCAAGUAGGUGUGGUUCAGCCCUUAGUGAAUGAAUGCCGGGGAGGAUCAGUGGAGCAGCUGGACACACCCGGAGAACCUGCUGGCCUUGUUGGGCAGCACCUGGGCCUUUUCCAGUCCUGGGAGGCAAAGCCGAGCUCCUCCAGCCUGCCCCAGACCGGCCCCUCGCUCCCGCCCCUGCACAGGCAUCCAGAUUUGGAGAGACCCGUCUACUGUUAGUGCCGUGGCUCCCCUUCCUCCCCCGAAAGAUCAGUCCUUCCCAGAGCAUCUUCCCACGCUGCGACUGCCUUCAUCCAACCACCCUCCCAGCACUUAGAGCAAUCCCAUGGCUGUCAGCCGCCCUGUGUCAGGGCUUUUGUCCGAAAACCCCAGCCCGCCUUCACUCCCUUCAGAGCUCAGCACAUUGUGGGGAGGACUGCCCCAUUGAUAACGGAAGGCCAGCUGAUGGGAAGUGGGGGUGAGUUUCCCUUCCAACAUUCUAGCGUGUGGAUCCCCAACCUCUGCUUGAACAUUUAGGUGACAGGGAAUCUCCUGAGGCCCUGGUUCUAUUGUAGGAUAAUUCUAAUUGUUAGAAAUUCUUCCUUAUAAUGAAUGAAGUCCGCUUCCCUGUAAUUUCUACUGUUGGGCCUUGUUUGUUCCCUGGAACUAAACACAACCACUAACCCUCCUUUUCCAACUAGAGAAUAAAGAUCUGGUUUUAGA
Messenger RNA from Cervus elaphus (red deer), 3133 nucleotides. It is a transcript of the gene REPIN1, whose product is annotated as replication initiator 1. Gene Ontology annotation, molecular function: DNA-binding transcription factor activity; RNA polymerase II cis-regulatory region sequence-specific DNA binding. The transcript has 3 exons. Gene Ontology annotation, biological process: regulation of transcription by RNA polymerase II. Bases 197 to 2059 code for a protein of 620 amino acids. Lineage: Eukaryota; Metazoa; Chordata; Mammalia; Artiodactyla; Cervidae. The record is from RefSeq and is a predicted model, not a curated record.